Betta splendens (Siamese fighting fish) is the source of this 1284-nucleotide messenger RNA. It is a transcript of the gene prok2, whose product is annotated as prokineticin 2. Lineage: Eukaryota; Metazoa; Chordata; Actinopteri; Anabantiformes; Osphronemidae. The transcript is spliced from 3 exons. The coding region runs from base 1 to 441 and encodes 146 amino acids. The record is from RefSeq and is a predicted model, not a curated record.
AUGAGUUCGGAGGCCACUCUCCUUCUGCGGUCGACUCGUACGCACACGCACCGAAGACCCUCAGCGGCUGCAUUUCCACUCUCUGACCACCGGCGACCACAGGAACCCGUCCUCAUCAUGCAGCCCAGCUACCUGCUACUGUUCUGCCUCCUGUUGGUGUCCCAGGGAUCGUCAGCAGUCAUCACCGGGGCGUGUGAGAGGGACUCUCAGUGCGGAGGAUCCAUGUGUUGUGCCGUGAGCCUGUGGAUCCGCAGUCUGCGUAUGUGCACGCCCAUGGGACAGGAAGGAGAAGAAUGUCACCCCUUGAGUCACAAGGUCCCGUUCCUGGGGAAGCGACUUCACCACACCUGCCCCUGUCUGCCCCACCUGGCCUGCAUCACCACCGAGGAGGGCAAAUCCAAAUGCCUCUCGCCGCUCAAGAACCCGGACUACUACCUCUGAGCCGCUCAGCAGUUACACUGUUUGCUACCUGCACUGUAACUAUUCUAUCUGCCUUCGAAGCCCGUUCCCUCUUUCCUAAUUUAUUUUAAAUGGUGGAAUAUAUUCACGAUAACGUCACAGCUCAAUGUAUGUGAAGCUACACUAUGUAUAUUUAGAGGAAAAUCCAGUUUGUUUGGAUUUUAAAAAACAGUGUGUUGCAGAUAUUUUUAAACCAGCAUCAUAUACUGUGAUCUCUAGCUAAACAUGCAUAAUGUAGCUACUUGACUGAACUGAAUAUUUAUUUUAUUUAAUUUUGCAUAUUUAAUAUUUAUUUACAAACCAUCAUGUAUGUAUGAUGUGUCUAUUUCAGAUAUCACCAUUAAAAUAGUUAUUUUGUUUUAAAAUCGGAGCACAGGCAUUUUUUCUUGCAGUUCUGUUCAGUGAUAUGGUAAUAUGUACACAGUGUUAUCAAUAACCACUGGGUUCUUUGUCACGGGAGCGUUCAGCUGCCCUCUAGGGUAACAUGAAGAGAAAUACACGUUGGCUCUAAUACUGUACAUGCUGAGUGAGACGUAGCCAAAUAACCAAAGCGCAGAGAGUGUUUCUCCCUGUUUGAUUUAUCCUCUAACCACAAGCACAAAAAGACAAACAGGUUGACUGGUGUUAAACGGUGAAGCGAGAUGUGUUGUGCUGCAGGUCUGUAUGACGCCUGCAAAGCUGAAAGACAGCCACCAAAUGAACCACUGUCCAGAUCUGAGUCACGGCGCUCGUGAAGCUCCACAACUCUAAUUAGAUUUCUCUAAUGUACAAAGCAGUGACUCACAUCGGUCUCAUGUUUAAGUAAUGAUAUUGGUUUUCCUGUGA